Calypte anna (Anna's hummingbird) is the source of this 3189-nucleotide messenger RNA. RefSeq names its product WD repeat domain 72 (gene WDR72). Gene Ontology annotation, biological process: protein localization to plasma membrane. The transcript is spliced from 19 exons. Gene Ontology annotation, cellular component: cytoplasm. The coding region runs from base 1 to 3189 and encodes 1062 amino acids. Gene Ontology annotation, molecular function: protein binding. The record is from RefSeq and is a predicted model, not a curated record. Lineage: Eukaryota; Metazoa; Chordata; Aves; Apodiformes; Trochilidae.
AUGAAGGUACCAGUAGAGGCUGUAGCAGUGUGGGGGAAAAUAGCUCCCUCUCACAGCAUCACUGCUAUUAUGAUUGCAGAUGACCAGCAGACUAUAGUUACAGGAAGUCAAGAAGGACAAAUAUGUCUCUGGGAGCUUUCAUCAGAAUUAAAGAUUUCAUCUAAAGAAAUUCUCUUUGGCCAUAGUGCUUCUGUAACUUGUUUGGCAAAAGCAAGAGAGUUUGAGAAACAGCCAUAUGUAGUAAGUGCUGCUGAUAAUGGGGAGAUGUGUGUUUGGAAUGUCAUUAGUGGACAGUGCAUUGAGAACGCAAAGCUUCCUUAUAACCAUACAGCAAUCUGUUAUUACCACUGCUCAUUCCGAAUGACAGGUGAAGGCUGGCUGCUUUGUUGUGGAGAGUAUCAAGAUGUCCUUAUUGUUGAUGCUAAGACUUUAGAUGUUCUUCACACUUUAUCAUCAUCUGAGUAUUCUGACUGGAUACGUUGUAUGUGUAUCGUGCACUCUGCAAGGAUUCAAGAAGACUCAUUGGUUGCAGUGUCUGUAACUGGAGUUCUUAAAGUAUGGGGCUUGUCUUCAGCUUUGAACAGCAUACAGGAGAGACAAAGUGUGUGUGAGAAGGAAUCAAAAUCUCUGGACUGUGUAAAUUGCCGAGUGGUGCGGUUUUGUACUUACACUGAAAGGUUCCUUCUGCUUGUGUCUUCCACAUGCUGGCAGGUCUAUGAUUAUUGUGAUUUCUCUUUGCUUUGUAUGGAGUUCUGUGAAAGUGGGCAGUACUUUGCUGGUGGGGAAGUGCUGGCAGCUUACAGACUGAUCAUCUGGACAGUGGAUGGCCACAGCUACAUCUACCAGCUGCUUAACAGCGGGCCUUCUAAAAGCUCAUAUCCAGCUGAUGGGAAGGUGCUGAAAGAAACUGUUUAUCCUCAUUUACUCUGCUUUACUGAUCUGAAGGAAUAUGAGAGUUUUCCUUUUGUCAUGGGCUUCGUGAAUGAAAGAAAGGAGCCUUUCUAUAAGCUUCUCUUUUCUGGUGAAGGUUCAGGAAGGAUCACCCUGUGGCAUGUUCCUGAUGUCCCUGUCUCAACAUUUGAUGGUUCACCAAAAGAAAUCCCAAUUACAGCAAAAUGGACUCUUCAGGAUAAUUUUGAUAAAUACCAUUCAGUGUCGGAGGGCAUUAUUGAUCAUCUUUGUGCAUCUAAUGAUGGGAUCGAAAAUGCAGCCAUUACUUCUUCUGUGUACAUACCCAGUCUUGAUAAGCUUGUGUGUGGAUGUGAAAAUGGGAAAAUUUUUGUAACACCAGGUUUAAAAACUACAAAAGCAAUACUUUUACAAAACACAGCUUUGCUGAAAGAUAAUCUACCUUAUAAGGUUCUGAAUGGUCACAGGAGCAGCGUCACUUGUUUACUUUAUCCACAUGAUAAAUCAGUAAGAUAUGAUCCAAGCUGGCUGCUAUCAGCGGGUCAGGAUUCAGUUGUGAUCUGCUGGGAUAUAUUUACUGGAGGCAUUUUAUACCAGUUUAAUUUCUACUCUGGUCCAGUGAUAGAGCUCUUGCGAUCUCCAGAAAGCUUCAGAUUAAAAGAUCACAGCCUGGUGUGCUGUGUGUGCAGUGAUCACUCAGUAGCAAUUCUAGACCUUCAAAAGAGAGUUUGUCUCUUAGAAGCCAGAAGACAUCUAUUCCCUGUGAAGACGAUAAAAUUGAAACCUCUUGCAAAUCAGCUGAUUGUUGGAUGUGAAGAUGAUUCAGUUUAUGUAUGGGAUAUUGAAACAGGCGUUCUGGACUGUUACGUCACAGGUAAAACUGCAAAAGCAAUUCUUGCUUGCACUGAAGAUUCAGAAUUCUUCGUGCCAGAUGCUCUACUUCCUGUAUUCCAAGAAUCAGAAAGAAAUAAAAAUGCUGGAUACAAACCAUCUAGCUCUUAUAAGCAUGGCAUGAGCUUUUACAGUCUAACUCACAAAGAAAAAUCUUCAGAGAAGUUAACCGAUACAAGCUGCAUCCUACAGCCCUCUUCUAUUUUACCAGUUAAAUCAAAAUGGAACAAUGCAGUCUUUCAUAUUCUCUUAUUUGAUCUGGAAAAACUUGAAGAACUUCUGCUGUCAUCUCAACUCGAUGGAUUAAAGUCAUCAAAUUCAUCCCACAACUACCAUACUCUAGAAGGAGCCAAAAACAGUACUGAGAAAAGGGCACUGACAUUAAAAAGAGAGAAAACUGCUGGCUCCAUAUCUCCAGUGGAUGGGCAAGUAGAUGCUGUUUGUUCAAACCAGGUCUGCGAGGAUGCUAACAGUGCAGCUAGGCCUUGGGAAGAAAGUGGUGACAUGGAAAGACAGGAAAAAAUGAAGAGUUCAAGAAAGACACGAAUGAAGCCACCAGGAAACAUCGAUGUGAAUGUCACCAUUGACACAGCUAAACUGCUUCUGUCAUGUCUCUUACCAUGGGGUGUAGAUGAAGAAAUAGAUAAUUUUUGUGUUAGGCAUUUGGAUAUCUUGAGGCUUCAGUGUCCUGUUUCUUCUGGACUUGUGUCAAAUGAAAACUGCCUAUUACUAAUGUUGCCAGGGUGGAAUUGUACUGAUUGUGAUGUGCUAGAAGAACAUCCAGUGGUCAACUUGUUUUCAAAAAGAUUGCUUGAUUUGUCAAACAAGUACCUUGCUGCAACUGAAGCAACAAGUGGAAAGAAAGAAGGAUUGGAAACAGUAGUCUUCUUAUUAAGCAGAAUAGCUUUAGUCAACAGGAUAAUUAACAGGCCUUCAGCAGUUACAGAUGACAUUGAAAGUUCACAGAAAUCAGAAUCUAUACAAGACAAAUGGAGAAAUCUAGAAGCAUUCCCCAGUUUUCAUGGAGAGUUACCAAGCAGUAAAAGCAGGUAUCAUCCCCCAGACUUUGGGAAUGUUUCAUUGAGGAAACUCAUUUGUUGCUGGAGUGACCAGUCUAUAAAGAUUGCUGAGGCAAUGCAAGCGGUGCUGCUGGCAGAAGUUCAGAGGACUCUGAAUAGCUUGAGACAGACUGAAAUCUGCAGAGAGCCACUGGCCACAGUAGAGGAUGAAAAUGUCAGUGCUCUGAAGCAUGACAAGAGCUCAGACUCUGCAAACUUCCAGGAUGUGGAGGGUGCACCUGACAGAUAUGUCUUGGAAGAGUCUGAGAGCCCAGAUGACAUGAAACCACAUCCCUGGAUAUCUAAGGUGUGCUCCUGUAAGUUGUGUUAG